Messenger RNA from Mucor mucedo, 624 nucleotides. RefSeq lists its product as uncharacterized. The record is from RefSeq and is a predicted model, not a curated record. The transcript has 5 exons. NCBI's taxonomy places the organism in Eukaryota, Fungi, Mucoromycota, Mucoromycetes, Mucorales, Mucoraceae. The coding region runs from base 1 to 624 and encodes 207 amino acids.
AUGCAUCGAUUUAUGGUCUGUCUAAGGCUUUUGAAUGUGGUUUGGAUUCAGAUUCAAAUACACACGACGUUUUUAGAUUCAAAGAUGUUGAUUUUGGUAAUGACGGUAUUGGGGAAACCGAAAAAAGAUCUUAUCUACUUAAGCGAACAGUCCUUGAAAUCCUUGUGCGAUAAAAAAAAAAAAACGUUUUCUUACAAUGGGAUUUUGGAAUAUUAUGUCGCACUGUAUUGGAGAAAAGUUUCCCAACAAAAAACACUGAUAUUUCAAAAGGCUGUUAUGCAGCAACUGAAUUCGAAUGAUGCUUAUCAUUUUACAACUACUCCCGCAUUAGCCAGUGGCAUGCAAGCAGUACUUUGUAAAUAUCGAAAAUAUGUGUACCGAUUGUACAAUUCCUCCAUAGAAAAUCCCGAUGACGAAAGUCCAGGAGUUGCGGAUGCAGAAAAUAAAGAUGAGCAUGAAGAAGAUCUUCAAUCAAGCGAUGACGAGGAUGAUAAUUUGGUGGUGUCCGAAGACACCAUCGUCCUGGACAAUGCUACCAUCAAUAGAGGUCUCACUGCUAAAGAAACGAAUGCUUUAAUUGCAGCUGCAAUGAUGAUUUGCAGUUCAGAAAAAAUUGAGGGGUGA